Molecule: messenger RNA, 1722 nt
Organism: Taeniopygia guttata (zebra finch)
Lineage: Eukaryota; Metazoa; Chordata; Aves; Passeriformes; Estrildidae
Gene: FKBP10
Product: FKBP prolyl isomerase 10
Cellular component (GO): endoplasmic reticulum
Molecular function (GO): peptidyl-prolyl cis-trans isomerase activity; calcium ion binding
Source: RefSeq, a predicted model, not a curated record
AUGGCCAUGGCCCCGGGCGGCCGCCGCUGCCUCCUCCUCCUCCUCCUCCUCCUCCUGAGCGUCCUGGGGCCCCCGGCGCUGGGCGACCCUGGCCCCUUAGAAGACGUGGUGAUAGACAGAUACUAUAUUCCCAAAAUCUGCCUGCGGGAGGCGCAGAUGGGGGAUUUCAUUCGCUACCACUACAAUGGGACCUUUAAAGAUGGCAAAAAGUUUGACUCCAGCUACGACCGAGGGGCCACGGUGGCCGGUGUGGUGGGCGUUGGGCGGCUGAUCACGGGCAUGGACCGGGGGCUGCAGGGCAUGUGCGUCAACGAGCGGCGCCACCUCAUCGUGCCGCCCCACCUGGGCUACGGCAGCAUCGGCGUGGCGGGGCUGAUUCCCCCAGAUGCCACCCUGUACUUCGAUGUGGUCAUGUUGGACAUCUGGAACAAGAACGACAAGCUGCAGAUCACCACCCUGUCCAAACCCGAGCGCUGCAACCGCACGGUGGAGAACUCGGAUUUUGUGCGGUACCACUACAACGGGACACUGCUGGAUGGGACCCCCUUCGACUCCAGCUACAGCAAGGGCAGCACCUAUGACACCUACGUGGGCACUGGGUGGCUGAUCAAGGGCAUGGACCAGGGUCUGCUGGGAAUGUGCGCUGGGGAGAAGAGGAGCAUCAUCAUCCCCCCGUUCCUGGCCUAUGGGGAGAAGGGCUACGGGACGGUGAUCCCACCGCAGGCAUCGCUGGUGUUCAGCGUGCUGCUGGUGGAUUUCCACAAUCCCAAGGACGGUGUGUUUCUGGAGCACCUGGAGGUGCCGGAGUCCUGCACGCGCCGGGCUGUGACCGGGGACUUUGUCCGCUACCACUACAACGGGACACUCAUGGAUGGGACACUCUUUGACUCCAGUUACUCCCGCAAUCAGACCUACAACACCUACAUUGGGAAGGGCUACAUCAUCCCUGGCAUGGAUCAGGGGCUGCAGGGCGUCUGCAUGGGAGAGCACCGGCGAGUGGUCAUCCCCCCACACCUGGCUUAUGGGGAGAACGGCGCAGGAGAUAAAAUUCCUGGCUCAGCUGUGCUCAUCUUUGAUGUCCACAUCAUCGACUUCCACAACCCUGAGGACCCGGUGGAGAUCCAGACCGUGUUCCGGCCCGAGGGCUGCAACGUCACCACCCGCAACCGGGACUUUGUGCGCUACCACUACAACUGCUCCCUGCUGGAUGGCACCCGCCUCUUCUCCUCCCAUGACUACGAGAAGCCCCAGGAGGUAACCCUGGGGGCCAACAAGGUGAUCGAGGGGCUGAACAGUGGCCUCCUGGACAUGUGUGCGGGGGAGAGGCGGGUGCUCAUCGUCCCCCCACACCUGGGCCACGGCGAGAGCGGAGCCCGGGGGGUACCUGGCAGCGCCGUGCUCCGCUUCGAGGUGGAGCUGAUCUCCAUGGAGGAGGGGGUUCCUGAGGGCUACCUCUUCAUCUGGCACGGGGACCCACCUGCCAACCUGUACGAGCAGAUGGACCUCAACAAGGAUGGGGGGAUCCCCGCUGAGGAGUUCUCCACCUUCAUCAAGACCCAGGUGGCGGAGGGGAAAGGCCGCCUCAUGCCCAGCUCUGACCCGGAGAAAGUCAUUGCUGACAUGUUCCGGAACCAGGACCGCAACCAGGACGGGAAGAUCACACCCGACGAGCUGAAGCUCAAGUCGGACGAGGACCAGGAGAAGAUCCAUGAGGAGCUCUGA